GGGCAGAGGAGGCUGGAUGUGGCCGAGUGGUGGGAGUCCUGUUGAAAUAGCCAAGCGCGGAAGGCAUAGCGUAGGCAGGGAAGCUGGAGGGAUGGAGCCUACUCUCUCGGAUGCCGGCUUGAAUUUUUCGUUUACUUUUCGGUUCUAGCCGCUGCCCGGCGUGGAUUUUGUGAGAGAACCCGGUGGCGGUUCUUCCAUUGUUCCUUGCUUGAACGUAAAUCUUAGUUCUGCUGCUUGUGGAUUUUUUUUUUUCUUUUUAAAUUUUUUUUUUUUUUAAAGGACCUUUCCAGAUAGCUUUUACGCCUGACAACAUGAAGCCUUUGUAUUUUUCAAUCAGUUACACCUAAUAUUGACAUUCGGCUCAGUACAAGGGACUAAAGUGCUGCCUCACUCAGAGGACCAUUAAAGACUUUUUUUCCCUCUCGCUCCAUGUAGCUGAAUGUGUUACGACACACCCUUUCUCGCCCCCCAAAUCUUCCGAAAGGUUUUUCCGAAAUGAAGAAAUUUAAUUUUCGCAAAGUUUUGGAUGGUUUAACCGCCUCGUCCCCUGGUGGAAGCAGCGGUGGUGGAAGUGGGGCUGGCGGUGGCUCCGUGCACCCGGCAGGGACUGCAGGAGCUGCAGGGACUCCCAGAGACGAGAUCCAGGAGACGCUCACUUCAGAUUAUUUUCAGAUUUGUAAGACGGUGCGCCAUGGUUUUCCUUAUCUACCCACUGCCUUAGCUUUUGACCCAGUUCAGAAAAUUCUGGCAAUUGGAACAAGAACAGGAGCCAUACGAAUAUUGGGGAGACCUGGUGUUGAUUGCUACUGCCAACACGAAAGUGGUGCUGCAGUCCUGCAGCUCCAGUUCUUAAUCAAUGAGGGUGCUUUGGUCAGUGCAUGUGCAGAUGAUGCGCUUCAUUUGUGGAAUCUCCGACAGAAACGACCAGCUAUCCUACAUUCUCUGAAAUUUAACAGAGAAAGGAUUACCUACUGCCAUCUACCUUUCCAGAGUAAAUGGCUUUAUGUUGGAACAGAGAGGGGAAAUACACACAUUGUAAAUAUAGAGUCCUUCAUUCUUUCUGGAUAUGUUAUCAUGUGGAACAAGGCAAUAGAACUAUCCACAAAGACUCACCCUGGGCCAGUUGUACAUUUAAGUGACAGCCCAAGAGAUGAGGGAAAACUAUUAAUAGGCUAUGAAAAUGGGACUAUAGUAUUCUGGGACUUACGAUCCAAAAGAGCUGAUCUGAGAGCUUAUUAUGAUGAGGCUAUUCAUUCUGUCGCUUGGCAUCAUGAAGGGAAACAGUUCAUGUGCAGUCACUCUGAUGGCAGUUUGACCCUAUGGAAUCUAAAAAGUCCUAACAGACCAUUCCAGACCACAAUUCCACAUGGGAAAAUGCAAAGAGAUGGAAAAAAACCUGAAUCUUGUAAACCAAUUCUUAAAGUAGAGUACAAGACCUGUAAAAACAGUGAACCAUUUGUGAUCUUUUCCGGUGGAUUGUCAUAUGAUAAGGCAUGUCGAAGACCAAGUUUAACAAUCAUGCAUGGGAAAGCAAUUACAGUUCUUGAAAUGGAUCACCCUAUAGUUGAUUUUUUAACUCUUUGUGAAACCCCAUAUCCAAAUGAAUUUCAAGAACCCUAUGCUGUAGUUGUGCUUUUGGAAAAAGAUCUCAUUGUUGUUGACCUGACACAAAGCAAUUUUCCAAUCUUUGAAAAUCCAUAUCCUAUUGACAUUCAUGAGUCACCUGUUACCUGCACAGAAUAUUUUGCGGACUGUCCUCCAGAUUUGAUUCCUGUACUCUAUUCUGUAGGAGCAAAGCAUAAAAAGCAAGGAUACAGCAAUAAGGAGUGGCCCAUCAGUGGUGGAGCAUGGAACCUUGGAGCUCAGACAUAUCCUGAAAUCAUUAUUACAGGCCAUGCAGAUGGAUCAGUAAAGUUUUGGGAUGCUUCUGCCAUUACUCUACAGAUGCUGUACAAAUUUAAAACAUCAAAGGUCUUUGAAAAACAGAAACAGGGAGAAGGAAAAGCAACAGCUGAGAUUGUGGAAGAAGAUCCUUUUGCUGUUCAGAUGAUGUACUGGUGUCCUGAAAGCCGAAUUUUCUGUGUGGCAGGAGUUUCUGCAUAUGUGGUUGUUUACAGGUUCAGCAAACAUGAAGUAAAUACUGAAAUUGCAUCAUUAGAGGUACGACUUCAGUAUGAAGUAGAAGAUAUCAUUACUCCUGAACCGGAAAUAAUUCCUCCGUUUCCAGAUGCCUCCUCCCAGCUUCCUUCUUUAAAGAGCCUUUCAGGCAGUACCAACACUGUAGCAUGUGAAGGAACAAUGAAGGAUAGUAUCCCGUGUCUUAGCGUUAAGACUCGACCUGUGCGAAUGCCGCCUGGAUACCAAGCAGAUCUUGUUAUUCAGUUGGUGUGGGUGGAUGGUGAGCCUCCACAACAGAUUACAAGUCUUGCUAUAAACUCUGCUUAUGGACUAGUGGCAUUUGGAAACUGCAAUGGUUUGGCUGUUGUGGACUUCAUGCAGAAGACAGUUCUGCUGAGCAUGGGAACCCUUGACCUCUAUGGAUCGAGUGAUCCAUACCAGCGCCAGCCCCGCUCACCCCGCAAAAGCAAGCAGUUUGCUGCAGACAACUUUUGCAUGCGUGGCCUGUCUAACUUUUAUCCAGAUUUAACGAAACGGAUCCGUACUUCCUAUCAGAGCCUGACUGAACUCAGUGACAGUCCAGUUUCCCUGGAGCUAGAGCGUUGCAAGUCUCCCACUUCAGUUAAAGGAUCAAGAAAGUUAAGUCUGCCAACAGAUCUUAAGACUGAUCUUGAUCACGUCAAUGGUCACUGUACAAGUCCAACGUCCCAGAGCUGCAGUUCAGGGAAACGACUUUCCAGUGCAGAUGUCUCAAAAGCAAAUCGCCGAGGCCCUGGGAGGCCCCCCUUCAGAAAAGCCCAGUCUGCAGCCUGCAUGGAGAUUUCCCUCCCAGUCACCACAGAAGAAAACAGGGAAAACUCCUUCAGCCGUUCCCGGAGCUCCAGCGUGUCCAGUAUCGACAGGGACUCAAAAGAGGCAAUUACUGCUUUGUACUUCAUGGAGUCCUUUGCCCGAAAGAAUGACUCUGCUGUGUCCCCUUGUCUCUGGGUUGGAACAGGCCUGGGUAUGGUCUUAAUCCUCUCCCUUAAUCUGCCUGCUGGUGACGAUUUACGGCAGUCAGAGCCGGUGAUGGUGUCUCCAAGUGGCACAGUUCUGACACUGAAAGGAGCCGUGCUGACCUUCGCCUGCUUGGACUGCACAGGGACCUUGACACAUCCACCAUACGAAGUAUGGAGGGACCUCCACAGUGCUGAUGAUGGUGAAAAAACAAGGAAAAGGAAACUUGUAAUGCAUUCCCCUUCCUCCUCCCAGGAUAUGGGUGAUCAUCAAUUUGCAGUCAUUUGUUCAGAAAAACAAGCCAAAGUCUUCUCAUUGCCUUCCCAAACAUGUCUUUAUGUCCACAACAUCACCGAAACGUCCUUUUUAUUGCGAGCAGAUGUGGUCACCCUCUGUAACAGCGUCUGUCUGGCGUGCUUUUGUGCCAAUGGGCACAUCAUGACACUGAGCUUGCCCAGCCUUCGCCCACUGCUGGACAUCAACUAUUUGCCAGUUACAGACAUGAGGAUAGCAAGGACCUUUUGCUUCACUAACGAAGGGCAAGCUUUGUAUCUCAGCUCUCCCACAGAGAUUCAGCGCUUGACGUACAGCCAGGAGAUGUGUGACAAUCUGCAGGACAUGCUUGGGGAUUUGUUUACUCCUGUGGAAACACCAGAAGCUCAAAACAGAGGCUUUCUCAAAGGACUUUUUGGAGGAAGUGGACAAGCUUUUGACAGAGAGGAGCUUUUUGGUGAGGCCACAGCAGGAAAAGCCUCUCGGAGUCUUGCCCAGCACAUCCCUGGAUCGGGUGGAAUUGAAGGCGUGAGAGGAGCCGCGGGAGGAGUCAUUGGGGACUUGACUCGUGCACGCAUUGCCCUGGAUGAGAGAGGACAGAAACUGGGAGAGCUGGAUGAAAGGACUGCAAGCAUGAUGGCCAGCGCAGAGGCAUUUUCCAAACAUGCACACGAGGUGAUGCUGAAAUACAAGGACAAAAAGUGGUACCAGUUUUAGACUUUCAAAGAAGCUGCUUGUGGCUUUAUUAAGAACACUGUUCAGGGAAGCAACAUUCAUUCCCAAAUCUACCAGUCACUGGCCAGGGACAGGUUUUUUUUUCUCCUAGAAGAUGUUUUCCUGUUACUAUUAUCGGAUUCAUCGCAGUGGGAGUCAAGGAGAAAUUUUACAGACCACAAGACAGAAGCUAGAAUCAUGUGGGUCUUACUCCAACAGCUGGCUCAUGCAGUAGCCAUUUUUUUUUUCCAAAAGGAACUCAACCAUCACUGUGGCAUGUAGUUUUUCAGAAGCUGUAGGUAUGAACUGUGGGGAGUGCGUCUGGUUAAAACUAUUCUGUACAAACUCGAAUGUUAAUGCACUUAUAAAACUUUGCAUGACUAAUUGACAUCUUAAAAAAGAAAAAAAAAAAGAAAAAAAAAGUUAAAAAGAAAGCAUGUUGUGACCGAAGAAAAAUGGGAUUUAUUUAUAUUCUGAGGAAAAAAAAAACCCAAAUAACAACCAACCUUAAAUGGAAAAUUUUUAUUUUUAAAAGUGACAUUACAAAAAGCCAGUGCAUUUCAAGCAUGUUUGCUACCAUUCUCAGCAUAAAAAUUAGUCAAGCUGCAUUUUCUUAUCUGGUAUUUAUUUCCCUUGAAAAACCUUCCUUGAAAUGAGUGCUCUUUAACUCCUACAAGUACAAGUAACUUCAAAAUCCUAUGGCCAAAAUGUAGAUUUUUCAAGUAGCUAGACAGGCACUAUCUGAAAUGUCAUUAAAAUGUGGGUCUAGAUGGUUUAUUUGCAAUUCAGAGCACAUGACAUGUCAUCCUUAUCUGUACUUUUAAGAAAAUGCUCUAGCUUCAUCUCAGUUGUCCUUGAGGGGGACGGGGGCAUUUUUCCAGCCCUGUGGUGUCGUUAUCACUUGGUUGCCUUAUUUCUCAGCAGCAGGAAUAGAAAAUCAGCUUGGGAAGGUGCUGCUUCAAGUUAGAAUAGACCAGAUGGGAACCACAGGGCUAGAAGUUGGAGAGUCCCAUUUGAAUUCUGCUCACUGAAGCUGCUUAGCACAGCAGGGAUCUUUCUGGAGUGGUCAGUUGAAAUCAUGCUAAGGAAACUGCACAGUAACCACCCUGAAGCUGGGGGAGAUAGCCCAUGGCAGCAGGACUAAACGAUGGGCCAGGGGAGCAGCAUGAAAAACAACCAUCAACAUCCUGUGCUGAAUGGGCACAUACACUAACUGGCACCCUGGGUGAGUGGCAACUGACUUUCUGCUCACACUGCAAAGAGUCAUUUGGUUCUGCUUCAGAGUGGCUUGUUUGGUUUCUGCAGUGACCUCUCCAACCUGCAGCUACAGAAGAGAACAGUAAGUAGAACCUCCUACCUGUCUGUGCAAAGAGAUUCCUAGGCCAUGAGUGUGCUGCAGCCAUGGUAGCCUACGAGAGCCUCACUGCCACACGGAUCAUCAGCUGUGAAGUCACAUACUUUUCCAUGAUUGGCUUGGCAACAAGGCACUGAAGGUUUGUUUUUGUGUGCCUGGACAUAGCUUCAAAUUAGAAAAGGAAAGUGAGGGAAAGGUGGAAAAGCAAGAUUCAAAAAAUUUCUAAGCAAGAAGAGUGACAUCCUCUCUCCCUUUCAAGGAGUUCUGGUGGAUAGUGAUGCAGACAGGCAGCAUCCCCCUCCUAACUAGACCUUAACUUCACUGGUGUUUAUAUCACCCCAGCAGUCAGACAAUUUCUCCCAAAGAUGCCUUUCCCAUAUCCUUCCUUCUCUUACAAUAAAAUGGAGCCCAGAAACUGGUACAGUUCAGAAGUCUGGCUUCACUGUCAGCCCAGUUGCACAGGUCAAAGGAGAUACUAAGUUUUAAAUUCACACUGUGCCACACCAGGAAUGUCAUGCUUGCAGGUUUUUUUACGUUUCUCUGUGGACAAAGUCAACAUGAUGGCUCUAACAGGUCUAGCUCAACUGGGAAUGAGAACCAGUUUUCUUUCUGUCACAGGAGAAGCUGCUCUGCAAUUGUGAGAACAGUAGACGUUUGUUGGGAAAAAGGUCAAAGCCCAAGCACUGCCUAGGUUUGUGCUGAGAGGUAAGGAACUGGAGUUGUCCAUGAGGAUGCCUGUGUGUGUGUUUGAGGAAACAGCAGCUCACCACUCUGAUGCCAACAGAAACUGGGUCAGGGAACUCCUUCCAGUGGGCAGGUCACAGAACUGGUCACCUGGGUGCACAAGGGAGCACCACUGUAACAAGGCAUCUAGAGUGAGAAAUAAAUGAGACCAACGUUAUAGUAAUUCUAUCUUCUGGUUAAAUGUCUAUUCACUCUGCCUGUGCUCUGGCCUGUACUCCAAAACCACUAGUCUCUGACAACAAAAUAAUUUGGGGCAGCAGUUCCUUCAAACCCCAAACCAACUUUAUAGACCUUGUUCUUCCCAUCUUCUCUACCUCUACAGAGAAGAUAAGCAGGCUUCAAUAAUACCAAGCCAACCCUCUCCCCCCCGCCCAGUGGUUGUUCUGUACCCAGUGCUAUGCUUGCUUCUGCCCUGAGCUGGCACAGAGGGAAAGGCCAUGACCAGUUCCAGUGUGGCACUGGUACCCCACAGGCCAUGGGGCCAGUUUCCACUAGGAACUGGUGUCAGGCAGUCAGCCUUUCAGAAGGCAGGUCGGGUGCCUGGCAGCUACUCUGGCAGCAGUUGGCUCACUUCCAUGACAAGGAAGCUGCCAGUUCUGCCCAAGUGUUCAGCUGUCCCUCACAUGGGUGGCAAUAUUGCACAGAUCCUCAUUACCUUGAUUUCCAUGGAAAUGGCCUUAAGCUGGAGCUGGAGCCUGCUCACUCAUUCUGAGAAUCAAGUGUUAAAAAAAAAAAAAGAGCAACUUUUAAUUGCUGAUGACUACAGCACACCCAGAGAGCAGUGUCUUCAAGAAGUCAUGCCUGACUGACUUGAACAGCAAACAGUUACUAGCUUAACACCAGGGAAAAAAAACAACAAACACAAACACCAAACAACUUGCCAGUGGAAUCCACUUGCAUCUUUAUGCAACAGAGAAAUGAGAAUCUAGCAUCCCUCCAACUUAAAACUUUUAACACCAAACUUUUAAAAAAGCAACUUUUCUCUGGUUCUCCCCAUCAGGUCACAGCUGUAUCUUGCUUUCCACUCUUACAUAUUUUACAUCUUUCCAGACAGUUACAAAUUACUAUUUCUGUUAAGUUCACCACUUGUGACUAUAAUUAUCAAUUUUCUUGUAGUCUGUAGAGAUCUAAAAAGUUGUAUAUGUUUGUAUAUAGAACAUUCUAUAUAUAUAAAUAUAUAUAUGUAAUGUAUAUGUUGUAUAAGUUUGUUAGUGCACACUGUUAAAUGCUUUCUAUCAAGAUUUACCAUGUAUGUGGAAAAAAAAACAACAAACAAACCAACCCAUCACUUAAAAACUUCAAUGAGGGAGGAAAAACUCUUGCCUGGUUGAUUUAUUGUGAAAUGAGGGGGAGUGUGGGAUUUUUGAAAGGCCUGACCAGAAUGCUUCUAAAGGCUGUUAGUGAAAGGAAUAAAGAUGCAGCAUUUUGAGCAAGGAGCAGAGCAUCUGACCUGACUUGCUCCAACAACAUUGAGGACACAGCUGUCGCUGGAUGUUGAAAUCAUGUGCUUUCACCUUUCCCCACGGAGACAGCACCACCUCAAGCAAAGUCCUGAACUUAAGAGGUAGCUUCCACAUCUCAAUCUCACUCAGUUAGAACAGACCGGAUUGGCUGGAUGUAUUUGUUCAAUUUAAAAUGCUUUUUGCUCAUUUUGGGAGCCUGUUUUCUCACAUUUCUUCUUUACAGGAGCUCUCUGCCACAACCACAGCCAAGCCCAGGCACACAGAACUUUCAGCAGCACGCACACCCCACUGGCCUUGACCAGGUGUGGUUAGUAUUACACACAGAGCUGUAGAUAGAGAGCAUAUAGAGAAAAUAUAUUAAAUUAGAUUAUUUGUGUUUUCAGAGUUGGCAGUCUUCAAUGAAGUACAAGCUAUUUUAUUAAAAAAAUAAUAAUAAUAAAGCUCAUCCCCAGAGUUUAACUUAGGCUUCAAAUCUCGAUUUAAAAGACAAGAUAAAGGCAAAUCUGAGAAGCAGGUUUUGUUUUGUAGAAUGACCAGUUUUCUAUUUUUUUUUACAGUUCUACAGUUCAACUAUGUACAUUGAGGCAUUUCCUAUAUUACCAGAAUGUAUCUUCUUACACAAAUACUGAAGGGAAAUACUCUUACUUAUUACACACAUUUUAUAAAAUGAUCACAUAUAGAAAUUCCUUUUACAGCAGCCCUUUCAAAUAAUGUGGUUUUUUUCAGGAUACAAUUUAAGAAGAAAACACUGGCCCUUAAAUAAGAGCUUUGUUCAACCUCCAGACCCCUCCAUUUGUAAACUGUGUGUAUUGUAAAACACAGUCAAAAAGUCAGAUUUCAGUUAAUCACGCCCCUUAAAUACCAUGUGACACACACACACACACAUCCUUUUCCAUAACCUAAAGGUGAAUUCAAGCACAAUAUGUUUCAGUCUUGAAUGAUUUUUGCCUUGGUAUGGUCUUAGUAAGAACACACUCUCUCUCAUUAAGGAACUAUGUGUGACCAUUUGUAGUCAACUUGUCAUCUUAGGUGUAUAAGCAAUAGUCAUGUAAAUGAGUGUUUCCAUUCAUGUGUUUUGUUUUGUGGUUAAAUCAACAAAUCAAACAUUGUACUUUUUUAAAUAGCAAACCAAUAUUCAGAUUUGGUGUCGAGGAAACGUGGCCAGAAUAUGUGUGGGGUUUGUUAAGGAGUCAUGACCAGUAUCUCAGAAGGCAGGUGAACAUGGGGUGCACCACAUGCUCCUGCACCAACCACGGCCUGUUCCCACAGGUAUCCUAAAUCAGUGUCACAAAUGGAAAACUAAGGCAUCUUUAACUGAGGCUGCUCUGAGUCCCCAGUAACAACCAAAAAAAGAGGAAAGAAAAUAAAGGAAAUAAUUGAUA
Apus apus (common swift) is the source of this 9044-nucleotide messenger RNA. RefSeq names its product syntaxin binding protein 5L (gene STXBP5L). The transcript has 28 exons. Bases 496 to 4104 code for a protein of 1202 amino acids. Gene Ontology annotation, cellular component: plasma membrane; SNARE complex; cytoplasm. Gene Ontology annotation, molecular function: myosin II binding; GTPase activator activity; syntaxin binding. Gene Ontology annotation, biological process: regulation of protein secretion; regulation of exocytosis. The record is from RefSeq and is a predicted model, not a curated record. NCBI's taxonomy places the organism in Eukaryota, Metazoa, Chordata, Aves, Apodiformes, Apodidae.